This is a messenger RNA of Colletotrichum godetiae, 522 nucleotides long. RefSeq names its product marvel domain-containing protein. Gene Ontology annotation, biological process: protein localization to plasma membrane; eisosome assembly. The coding region runs from base 1 to 522 and encodes 173 amino acids. Gene Ontology annotation, cellular component: eisosome; plasma membrane. The record is from RefSeq and is a predicted model, not a curated record. The transcript has a single exon. NCBI's taxonomy places the organism in Eukaryota, Fungi, Ascomycota, Sordariomycetes, Glomerellales, Glomerellaceae.
AUGAUGGAAUCAAUGUUGCAGAUCCUCGUCCGAGGCGUACAAAUCCUCUGGGUCCUCCUCUUCACAGCACUGAUCGGCAAUGUCAUCGCCCUCAACAUCAACAGCGCCGGCUCCGCCAUGGCCGCCAUCAACUUCUCCAUGUUUGUCGCCGUCAUCAGCUGGCUGGCAGCUCUCUACGGUCUCGCCGCCGCCUUUGUCUCGGCCAUCGCCAUCCCCAUUGCCAUGCUGGCCCUCGACGGCGCCGCCAUCCUCUUCACCUUCAUUGACGCCAUUGUUCUCUCCGCCAAGCUGCGCGCGGUCAAUUGCGGCUCUUUGAACAGAAGCGACUUGCCGAGCGACUACAUCGUCUGGGGUUCCGGCGACGACGAGAAGCGCUGCCGCGAGAUCCAGGCCAGCACCGUCUUUGUGUGGUUCCUUUUCGCUAGCUUCUGCGCAGGAGGCUUCUUCACCUUCAUGAACUUCCGUCGCGGCGGCGGCUCUGUUCGCAGCUCUCGCCCUAGCAUGGCCCAGGUCGGCGUCUAA